Molecule: messenger RNA, 9126 nt
Organism: Plasmodium gonderi
Lineage: Eukaryota; Apicomplexa; Aconoidasida; Haemosporida; Plasmodiidae
Exons: 1
Coding region: 1-9126 (3041 amino acids)
Source: RefSeq, a predicted model, not a curated record
AUGGGAAGAGGCAUCAAGGAGUCUUACAAUUUAAGACAUAGAUAUUUGGAUAAAAGGAAAGAAGAAAAUUUAAAUGUUUUAAAGAGUCCUAGAAACAAAAUAAUAUGUAAGAAGGAAACAUCAGUUGCAAACACGUCCACCCUUUCAUGGGAAAAUAAGGACGAAUGCAACAAAAAUACAAUCACAAACGCAAGAAAAGCAAAGUUACAGAAGGGGGAUGAUCUAAGAAAAAAUCAGGAAUCAGUUGAAGAAAAUAGUAAACGUAAGGAUAUGAUCAAAUAUAUAAGUAAAGAGAAAAGCACUGAUAAAUUAGGUAAAAAUGAUGAAGAUGAUAAAAAUGAAAAGAGCAGUAAAAAAUACACAAACAGUGCUUCUGAGGGAUCAGACAGCAAUAAGAAAGGCUACAAAAAUAAAAAGUAUCAGUUGAACAAAUCUGAAGAAAAUGAUGAUAAUGUAGAAGUGUAUAGCUAUGAAUGUACAGAAGAGUAUGAACUCGCUGAAAACAGAAAUAAAAAAAAAAUCCAUUCAGAUGAUAAUAUUAUGGAUCGAAAUAGCUUAACAAUGCAUAAUCAGAAUUAUAUCAAAUUACAUAAUCACUCAGAUUUUACCAAGAAUAAGAUAAAUGUAAAUCUCUAUAAAGAAGAAAAGGACAUUGAUGUUAAUAGCAAUAAAGCAAAUAAUUAUGAAGAGGAAAAUGUUUACAAUCCUUUAGAUAAAACUGGGUGGUUCAAUGAACAUAAUACUACUAAUAAAUCUGCUAACACAGCAUAUGGCUGUAGCAGAAUAGUUCAAAGUAACUUUAUAACAAAGGAUGAACGGGAAACGUACAGUCAUAAUAUAAACAACGUUUAUUACAGAAGAAGCUGUAAUGGCGAACACAAUUUUAAUGAAUCCAUAAAUAAUAAUAUUAUACGUACAAAUUUAAAUGCACAACUAUAUGAUCAUAUCAAAGGUGAUAACUACUAUUAUAAUAAAAAAAAGGUUUAUAAUGUUGUAGAAAAUAAUUUCCACAGUGACAAAAAAAUGAAUGAGAAGAUUCCUAACAAUAGAUACAACUUACGCUCCAGUGACAAUGUAUAUACAACUAACAGAAAACAAGAAAAUAACAUAAUCAGAAGUGUAACAACCACCAAUGAAAAUAAUUUAUCAUCGAUACAGAAUAGCAUUUUAAUGGAUGAUUACAAUAUGAUAAAUGAAAAAACAUAUGUGAAGAAAAAACAAAAUGUACAUAAUGUAAAUAAAAUGUGCUUUCAGAAUGAAUAUCCUGACAAUUUGAUAAAUGAAAAAAAGUUAAACAGGAACUAUUAUUGCCCAGAAUAUAUUAAAAAGAAGUUAAAUGAAUUAACAAAUGAUAUUUUACAAUUUAUGGACAUGAACGAAAAAGAAAGUAAUGAUAUACAUAGUAAACACGUGAACCAUGAGCCACAAAUGCAUAAAACAGUUCUCAAGAACAAUAAUCAUUAUGAUCAAAUUAAUAAUAACAGAAUGGUAGAAAAUAUAAACAAUUUUGAUAGUAACGAAAAAAAAAAUAACAAUUAUAAGAAUAUACAAACCUGUAAAAGUCAUCUAAUAAAUGAUAAUCUAAAAAAUUUAAAUGAUGAAGAUGUAUCUCACACGAACCUGAGAAAUUAUAUUUCGACUAAGAGUUUUGAGAGAAGAGAAAAAUAUAUUUGUACAAGUAGUAGUAACAACCAGAACCGUAGCAACAGCUACCAUACCCGAAAUGAUUCAGAUGCCUCAGAAGCUUAUAGUAGUAGUCAUAACAAUAGAUACAAUGACAAUUGCUACAAUAAUACCUGCAACAACAAUAAUAAUGUUAGAAGUGCUAAUAUCAGAAGUGGCAAUGAAGAUGUCGAUGAUAGCGACGGUGAUAAGAAUGGUGAUGGUGACGACGAUGGAAGAAAAGACAGGUGUUAUGAUGAAAAGAACAACAACGAUGAUUACGAUAACUAUUUCAAUGCAGAAAAUGGCACACGCGUUGAUAAUUUCAAAAAUUUUCAGAAAACGAAUGAUGUAGAUUGUCACGAGCAGCCGAUCAAGAAAACCACGUUCUAUAGUAUGGGUCCUCCGUACGAAGAAGUAGAAAGUUCGCACAAAAAAAUGCUGAAUAAACACACGAUUUUUUCAAGAGAUCUACAAAACAAAUUUUGUUCACAGAAAAAUGAAAAAGAAAAUAGUCCAAAUAAUAAAUAUACAGAAAAAGGCAGAUAUGUACGAAAUGAUGAUAAUGUUAAUGAUGAUAUAAUGUUACCCAUUAAUAAAUUUCCAAAAAAAAUAAGGGAAUCUCAUAAUUGGGAUAAAGAAGAUUGUGAAAUAAUAAACUCGUUGAACGAAAUAGUAUGUGAAGUAAAAAAGAAAAGCAAUAUGUUUGUAAGUAGUUAUAAGAAUAGGGAAAUGUCAACAGAUAAUAACAAUAAUAGCAACAAUAACCAUAGCAAUAAUAACAAUAAGAGUAAUAACAAUAAUAAUAAUAAUGACUUGUUAAGGAGCAAAAUAGAUAGUAACAUUUUCAGUGGCAUAAACAAGAGUGGCAAUGAUUUGAAAAACGCGCAUCUUCUGAAUUGUGAAGAUAAUUUUUUGAAAAAAAAAACUAAUGCAGAUUAUGCGAAUAAUUAUAUACACACACAGAAAAUGGUCAGUAAUCAUGCAUCACUUUUGAAACAUGCUUCUAAUUUGAGAUUAAGAUAUAAUUCUUUGCAUCGGGACGUAAAUAUUCCUGAUUGUUUUGGAUAUAUAAACUACAAAAAUUGUUAUAUAGAUGAUAUCAAGGAUGUGAACGCCAACUUGAGAGAGCAUGGUAAUGAGAAAUCUCUUUUGGGGAAGGAUAAAUGUCCUACAAAUUACGACAAAGUGAACAAUUUAAAAAUGAACAGGGUCAGAUCCGAACAAGAAGACACAGAGGAUUCCAUUAAUUGUGUAUCCUUCCACACUGGCAAAAAUUUUAAAAUCAUUCGAAGCAAUUCUUUUGCAUAUAGCAAUGACUAUAUUCGUAAAAAUAAAAUAAAAGAAAACAACUAUUCGAAAAAAAUAUUGCAAAAUCAUGUAGAAUAUAAUAUAGACAAUAAUUUUAUAUCUACUAAGAAAAAAGAAAAUAUUAAUAUUCAUGAAGAUCCCUUUAAUGAGCAUCCAAAAUUAAGAGACCAAUAUGUGAACGAAAAACAUGAUGAUAAGGAUAACCUAUCAGGUAGCAACAUUUGCAAUAAAUUUAGAAGAACAGAAAAAUCAAAGGAAUUUCAGUACAUACAAAAAAACAAGACUAACAACCACACUUUUGAUAAUUCUCUUAUUAAUUCUUACCUUUAUUUAAAAAAUGAAUUAAAGGACAUGGAUGAUAUUCAUUCAUCCAUGUCAAAUGGAAUAAAAACGAAAGAAAAAUUGUUACAAAAUAGGAAUUUAUCAACAAAAAGUAUGACUAUUCUACAAAAUGAAAAUCACUACAACAGCAGCAGCUGUAGAGAAAAUAAUCAUUUAAUGAAUCACUAUCACAGAAUGAUGAAAUCAGAUAGUAGUAAUAUAGAAAAAGAGAUGAACAAAACAAAGUUAUGUAAAAGGAACAAAUAUAGUUACAAAAAUUCUGCUGAAUAUAACGAAUAUGCAAAUAAUGAUAUAGUUAUAGAGGAUGAUACAAUAGAAGAUGAUGCAUAUUAUGGAAAUAUUCAUGAAAAUGAAAAAAUGACUUUCAACAGAAACCAUGUCAUUAAAAAGGCCAAUACAGUUUCCACAAAAUAUUAUACUGAAAAAAGAAAUAGUUAUGAAUACACUGAAGAUGGAAAUUUUACUUAUAGUGAAAAUAACAAUCAAUCUGAAAAAAAACCAUCUUAUUUAAUAAUAAACAAUGCUAUCGAUAAGAAUGAUCAAAUGAAUUACAUGUCAUUUCAUCGUGAGUAUGCAUUAUAUAAACGUGGUUUAUUAGAUGUAAAUGGUGCACCUAGAACUUUCAUAAGCAGUGACAAGAAAAAGGGCAUUUAUGGAAAAGCAACAGCAACUGAAGCAGCAGCAGCAGGAGAAACAGAAAAUGAUAACAUUGAACAAGUGAUUUCUAGUGAUGUAGAGACAACUGAUGCUACACCAAAUUGGGAUGAUUACAAUGCAGAAAACAGAAAAAACAAUUAUCAUGGAAAGAACAGGAGAAAUAAUGAGGAAAUACUUAACAAAUUCAGCACUAGGAAGAAGACGACAAUUUUCUCUGAAUUUAUGAAUAAUAGCAAAACAUUAAGAAAUAACUAUAUCACGAGAAGCAAAUCUAAUAAUGAUAUUAAGUACAACUAUUCAGAUCACAGUAGUGAUUCUAUUUAUGACUGGAAAAGAAGAAGCAUGUUGUAUGAAUAUGGCUCAGUGGGUAGAAAACAAUUGGUAAAACAAGAGAGAUCAGAAGAAAUAGAACCAACUAUAAGGAAAAGACGAAAAAUGAAAUCAUUAAAUGGUAUUGAUAUAGAUUAUCAAGAUGAAGACUUAAUGGAGAAAGGAAAGAAACCGAAAAAAAAAAGUUUUAUGAUUACGAAUGAAAAAAAAAAUUUUAGUAGUUCUAAAAAUGGGAAUACUGACAGAAUAGAAAGUAGAAGUAGGAGCAAUAGUAGUGAUGACAAAAGUGUCAAAAGUUUUGAUUUGUUUGCAUAUGAUCAUAUAGAUGAGGAGGACUCUCUCGACAUAAGGAACGAUGAAUUUCAUGAUAAUGAUCUUACCUGUGAUAAUUUAAAUUAUGAGAAAGGGAAAAUAAAGCAAUAUAGACAAAGGAUUACAAUACCUGAAUAUAAUUCAGGUAUAAAAUCCACUAAUAUGAAGAGUAAUAGAUUAGGGUACACGGAUUAUUAUAGAAAUUAUGACUCUAUUCAAUGUGUAAAAGGAGAUUUAUUGAAAAACGAAAAUUUUCCAUUUAUAUUUUACGAUUCGAAUAUUAGAAAUUUAGUUAUAUAUUACAAAGAUAAUUAUAGCAAUGAAAUUAAAUGCAAAUAUUUCUCAGCCCAAAGAUUUGGACACGCAACAGCCAAAAAAAUUGCACUAGAUUUUUUAAGAUCAUUAGGAAUUAAUCCAGAUCAUUUAGAAAAUAAUAGUGUGUUUUCAUAUGAAAAAGAUUCUAAAAGUAAAUUAGUUAAUAUGGCAAGAGGAAGAAAAGCAUAUAUGGAUAAAGAAGAAAAUUCAAACAUUGAUAUUACAUAUGAUAAAAAAAAAAGAAAUGUAAUCGUUUCUUGGAUUAAUAAAGUGAAAGGAUAUAGCAUGAGGAAAUUUUCAACACAAAGAUUCGGAUUUGAUGUAGCUUUAUCCUUAUCCAUUGAUUUUUAUAAAAAUUUAGGAGGAGAAAAAAAAGAAGAAGAAAUACGAAGAUAUGUUAAUACGGUUAAUUCAAAUUUUAAAAGUAUUCGAAUACCAACAAGUAAGAGAAAUAAAAGAAAGUUAAAAAAUAAAAAGAAAGAUGUUACAAGAGAGCAUAUAAAUAUAUAUUCAAAUAGCGAUGCAAGUACGUAUGAAGACAGUUCUUUAUCCCAUUUCUGCGUUAACAAUGUAAAGUAUAACGUAGAAAAUAUGAAAGAUCAAAGUACAAGAAACGGAAUAGACACCAGUCACAAUAUGCAUAAUAAUACUAAUUUGUUUAACAGAACAGAUAAAUUUUAUCAAGAUUUUGAAUGCAAAUUCAAUUUUUUACACAUGGAACAAGUAAAAUUAGAUAGAAUUUACCAAUAUGAUUUUUUUUUAAAUAAAACCUUUUAUUUUUUAUAUUUAAAAUAUUUAGAAAAUGUCAAAUCGGCAUUAUGCGAUGAAAAUUUUCAUAUUUUCACAACAAUGAGUGAUCAUGUUAGUAUGCGUAAUUAUGUAAAGUCAAGGUACAAGAGGAAAUUAAAAAGUGUUUAUCAGCACCCGAAGGAAUCUAUAACGAAUUACUUUCAAAUUGUGGACUUCUAUUGUGAUAUCGGUAUGUACAGGAAAUGCAAAAAUGGGAAUAUGAAUUACUUCAUGAGUAAAAUGAGUUUCUACAAAGAUGAGGAUAUUUUUAUGAAAGGUUAUUAUACCUCAGAUGAUACCAAAAUGUAUGACUUCUUUUUCCUUUCCAAUAGUCGUAAACAUAGAUUAGAACAGACAGAGCAGGAGAAACACGACGAUACAUCAUUGGCAAAUCGGAAGGACAGCCAUUAUUACGAACGUAUGUACCGUGAAAAAAACUAUCACAAUAAUUUAUUUAAGAAAGAAGAGAAUAAUGGAGAAAUUGACUCGAACAGAUUAAGUCAAAUGCAAAAGCGGAAUGAAAGAAUAAAAAGAAAUACAAAUAUAGAAAAAGGAAAAAACCUCAGGAACCCUCAUUUUUAUAACAAUAAUUGGAACGAUAACUUAAAUGAUGAUAGGAAUGACAGAUAUAACACUAGCGGUAGCAACUGUAGUAAUAAUGACUCUGGUAACAAUAAAAAAUAUAAGAAACAGAAAAAAUCACAUAAUCACAAUGAUUAUAUGAAUGAACAUGUCAUAGAAUUUUGUAAUGAAAAAGGAAAAGACAUUAGAAAAAGAAAGGUAUCCAAAAAUAGAAAAAAUAAUAAAACUAAAGGAAGGAGAGGAAAGGUCAACACGUUAGUAAGAAAAAAUUCCACUAUGUAUUGUAAAAAAAGUGAAAUUGUUUAUGAGCAAGGGAACGAAGAUAGGAAGAUGAAAAGAGGCGAAAAUGGAGAGAAAGUAUUACGAAAUCUAGCUAGCUGCAAAAAGAAUAACAUAGAAAAGAAUAAAAUCAAAAGUAGUUCAACUGGAAGAGGGAAAAAUAAAGGAGCUCAUAGAGGAACUAACAAGAAGAAGGCUCAUAAAGGCACCAAUAAACGGAUUCAUAAAAGGACAAUUAAAAAUUUGAGAAAAGAAACAAGUAAAGGAAUCACAAGAGGAAUCCACAAAGGUAAUCGUAAAGAACAACAUAACAUGACAUAUUUAAAAAACAAAAAAUUUUCAUCAACAAACAAAAAUAUAAGCAAUUUAUUUAUGAAAGGAAGAAAAUAUAUUGUAUGCUACAAUUUUAUGGGAAAAAUUCAGGUCAAGGUGUUCAGUGCUGAUAUAUAUGGUGUCAUGACUGCUCAAAGAAAAUCAGUUGUAUUUUUACAACAAGUUAGGAAAGAAUUAAAUAGUGAAGGUAAAAUUUUAUACAGUGAAAAUGAUAGUAAAACUGCAUAUGAUGUAACAAUAUCCUUAAUGAAAUCGGAGGUUUUAAAUCCUCCUGAACAUGUCAUUACUACGAUGAAUAAGACUACUCCAUGUAUAGGUCCAUCGGUGCAAAUUAACAGUGUGCUAGCCAAAAAAGGGAGAGGAAGAAGGAAAAAAGUAGAGGAUCUAGUCGAAGUUGUUGGAAAUGUACAUCUGAAAAAGAUGAACCAAGUCCUGGAAAAACAUACAAAACAAGAGGAGGCAAAACACGAAAUGAAUCAUCUAGAGAAGAAAUAUUCCAGGGGAAAAACAUACAUUGGAAGAAAUAAAGAAAACGAAAUGAUCAUCCAAAAAAAUGAUACAAAUGAUGUAUAUAUGAAAAAUUAUGAACAGAAUAAUUCCAAAGAUGAUACUUGUGUAAAUAGCAAAUUGAGAGAUUCUGUGGAUUAUAAAAAUUCCCAUUACACUUAUAGAAAUGAAGGUAAUAAUGAAAACGAAUCAAUGCGCAGAGCAUGUAGUUUUGAAUGCAAAAUAAUGAAAAGUAACAACCAAACUAAUAUUUCAGAAAAUCAAGAAAAUUAUGAAAGUUUAAUGAAAACAUAUUCAUCAAAUGAACUACUUCAUGGUACAUUUAAGACGCAAAAUAAAAGACAUAUAUCAAAAACAGAUAAUCAAUAUGAAAAUGCUUCUUUUAUUGAAUCCUUUAAGAAUGAAUCAGACAAAAAUCGACUCGAACCGAAUGAAUACAUAAAUGAUACAUGCAGUAAUGAACAUGAGGACAUGGUUUAUAAUAAGAAGAAAAUGAAUUAUUUGAGCUGUACAACUUCGGAUAAUUCCUCAAGGAGAUAUAGUAAUGAGACAGAAUAUGAAAUUAGCACCAUGUUAAGUAAUACAGGUGGGAAAAGGAACAGCAACACAAUAAAGAGUGAAAAUGAAGAUGAGAAGGAUCAAGAUGUUAAGAAUAAAAAUGAAAGUGAUCAAAUCAGUAUGAAUUUUUCAAAUAAUUUGGACAUAAGAGAUAGUAACAGUAAAACAGAGAAGAAAAACAUCAAUAUUAUUAGCGAUAAAAAGAAUCCCAUGGGAAAUGAUGAAAAGGGGGAAGUUAAUAAUUUAAAUUGUUUUAACAAAUUAAAUUCUGAACAGAAAGUAGUAAAAGGAUACUUAACUCUAAGAAAAGAAAAAUUUAUAACACCAAAUGUAAAAAGAGUUUAUUCAUUAUGUGAAUUAUACAAUAAAAUUAUUAAUGAAUGUGAUUAUACCGACUUCUUAUCUCAAAAUUGUGCACGCAAAGUAGUUCAAAAUAGAAAAGGAAAUCCAAAUGAUAACUUCAAUGAUGAUUUCAACGAUGAUUCCGCUGGUGAUACAAAUGCUGAUACUAUGAACGACCAUUCCACGUCCAGAAAACAGAAAAUAAUGAAAAAUAGUAAAACACAAGUGGCGAAUAAGGAUCACAUACAAAGAGCGAAACGCAAUCAAUACAGCAUAGUGAAUAACGAAUUAGCAAAUGAAUAUGAAUGCCAUGAUCCAGAGAAUUUUAAAAAAGAGAUAGAAGUAGGAACUACAAAUGGAAGCCAUAGAGACGUUGAGACAACAAAAACUUUAAAAAACAUCGAAAUAAUCAACAGUAAUAUCACAGGUUCCCCUCGAAAUUUGAGAAAUGACUGUGAUGGGUUAGUCAAAUACAAGACAUCAAAGGGAAUAGUAAAAAUACCCAAAAUAUGUGUACAUAAAUUGGCUAGAAAAAAAGGGUACACUAAACUGACUUGCAUUAUUUAUAGAGGAAAAGGAGAAUUUGUUUCCUAUUUCUUAGAACGAGGAAAUAAAAAAAUUAAUAACAGAAAUAUGUUACAAAAUGAAAUUAAAGAUGAUGAAACUUAUCAUCCCCAAUUCCCCCUUAUCAAUGGAGUAAAAAGUGACAAUGCUAAAUUAAGUAUUGACGAAUGCAGCAGUGUUGGAAAUUCCACCAAAGAACAAGAUACACAGUCGAGCACGAAAUACUUUUUAAGAGAAAAAUAA